AUGAGUGGACAGGCAGCGGACUAUUACAACCCCCAGCAGCAGCCUUAUGGCGGCCCCAAGCCUGGGGUACCGCAGCAGCAGCAGCCCGUCUACCACGAUAACUACAAUAAUGUCACCUAUAAUAAUAACAAUAAUAAUUACAACGGGAAUCCUGCCAAUGCUGGAAACAACAACGGGUACAACUACGAUCCCAAUUAUCGACCAGCUCCGGAGCCCAAGCCGCCUGGGGGUCCUCCGCCGACGUACAACCAGGCUGUCUAUGGGUUUGACGAGGCGUUCAAGAUCGAGAAGCCCAAGUACAAUGAUAUCUGGGCGGGUCUUCUGUUCAUCGCGACUUUCCUUGGAUACGUCGCGGUGUCGGGUGUGACCAUCCACCGCUACUCCAAGUACAAGGGUUUCAAUGGCGACGGCAUCUACGACUCGGCGAACGACAUCUCUCUGAACACUAACACGCUCAUUCUCUUGCUCUUUGUGCUCUGUGUAGCGCUCGGAUUCUCGUAUGCCUACUUUCUGGGCGCGCGCUACUUCUCGAAACUCUUCAUCUGGGUCACGGGGAUUCUGAACAUCGUCUUCGCGCUGGCAACGGGCAUCUACUAUAUCGCGCGCAAGCAGUAUGGUGGUGGGAUCGUGUUCCUGGUGUUUGGGGUCUUCGCGAUCAUCUGCUUCAUCAGCUGGAUCCCGCGCAUCCCCUUUACGGCGCUCAUGCUGCAGACGGCGAUCGACGUGUCGCGCAAGUACGGGCACAUGUUUAUCGUGAGCACGAUCGGCGGGCUCGUGGCCGUGGCGUUCGCGGCCUGGUUCUCCGUGACGCUGGUCUCGAUCUACGUCGCGUACGAGCCGGCCAGCACGCCCGGCGCGACCAACCCGUCGUGCAGCGAGGGCGGGUGCAGCCGCGCGCGCGUCAUCGGGCUCGUCGUCUACAUCACCUUCGCCAUGUACUGGUUCAGCGAGUGGGUGAAGAACACGGUGCACACGACCAUCGCGGGCGUCUACGGCUCGUGGUACUUCUUCAGCCAGUCGCCGCAGGGGAUGCCGAAGGGGGCGACGCGCGGGGCCUUCCGGCGCGCAACCACCUACUCGUUCGGCAGCAUCAGCUUCGGCAGCCUGAUCAUCGCGCUCGUCAACAUGCUGCGGCAGGCGUGCUCCGUCGCGCAGCGCAACGAGGCCAGCCAGGGCAGCGUCGUCGGCAGCAUCAUGUUCUGGAUCCUCGGCUGCUUCAUCGCCCUGCUCGACUGGCUCGUCACCCUCUUCAACCGCUACGCCUUCUGCCACAUCGCCCUCUACGGCAAGCCCUACAUCCCCGCCGCAAAGGACACCUGGACCAUGAUGCGCGACCGCGGCAUCGACGCCCUCGUCACCGACUGCCUCAUCGGCCCCGUCCUCACCAUGGGCUCCGUCUUCGUCUCCUACGUCUGCGCCCUCCUCGCCUACCUCUACCUGCAAUUCACCCGCCCGUCCUACAACGCCGACGGCAACUUCACCGCCGUCAUCAUGGCCUUUGCCUUCGUCAUCGGCCUCCAGAUCUGCCAGAUCUUCAUGACCCCCGUCAGCAGCGGCAUCGAAACCAUCUUCGUCGCUAUGGCCUGGGACCCCCAGGUCAUGAUCCGCGAUCAUCCCGACCUCUACCACCGCUUGGUGCAGGUGUAUCCGCGCGUCCAGCAGGCCAUCCAUGCGUAG
Molecule: messenger RNA, 1677 nt
Organism: Aspergillus clavatus NRRL 1
Lineage: Eukaryota; Fungi; Ascomycota; Eurotiomycetes; Eurotiales; Aspergillaceae
Product: choline transporter-like family protein
Exons: 2
Coding region: 1-1677 (558 amino acids)
Biological process (GO): transmembrane transport
Cellular component (GO): plasma membrane
Molecular function (GO): transmembrane transporter activity
Source: RefSeq, a predicted model, not a curated record